Molecule: messenger RNA, 4893 nt
Organism: Magallana angulata
Lineage: Eukaryota; Metazoa; Mollusca; Bivalvia; Ostreida; Ostreidae
Product: von Willebrand factor D and EGF domain-containing protein-like
Exons: 19
Coding region: 88-3291 (1067 amino acids)
Source: RefSeq, a predicted model, not a curated record
UUUUCACGCUGCACAUGCGCACGACAAGCCUGGUUUGAAGUCAGACAAACGCGGUAAUGAUGUCUAACAAGUUGCAGUGAAAGAAACAUGGAUCGUGUUUGGUGUUUGUUUUUCCUUUUUACGUGUGUAAUUGUACAAAAUGCACAAGACGUGGAAGAUCCCUGCAAAACGGCAUACGUUUUGGAAAAAAUGGAUCAACGAUAUAAGGAGAACAUCGCCACAGGUUCGAUGCUGUGUGAUCGUUUCCGGUUAGGGAAUGGACGCUGGGUCAGGGCAGACGGACAAGACUUGUUACAGACAGAGCCCCAACCACACGAGUUAUGUGGAACCCGCUACCCUAUAUGGAUGAAAGAGCCUCCUCCAGAAACUGUUGGUGAGGAGGUUGAAAAAGAGGCGUGUGUAGUUGGAUUGAUGGGCACAUGCGAAAAAAAGCUGCCGAUCAAGAUCAAGAAAUGUGUCGGUUACAACGUUUAUUUCCUGACUCCCCCAACAAACUGCUACAAGGCGUACUGUUUCCAAUAUUCUACUGAAGAUGCUCCACCGACUGAGGUGAUACCACAGCCAGUAGUACGUCAUGAUUUGGUCAGGAAAGAGGGUAGGAUAGCCUAUCAAGAACUACAAUUCAUCUGUUCCUUUCCUCCUGCACAUGAGGACACCAAUUUCUACUAUCAGGUGGUGUGGUAUAUUGAAGAUAAACCUGUGGUGGUGACAGAGCCUGUCAAAAAAGAUUCCAUAACCAAAACAAAUCUAGGCCGAAGCCUUGUAGAUCCAACGAAAGGAUAUCUGAAACUUGGAAUAAAUAUAAAGUGCGCUGUGCGAUUAAAACAAAAACCUGAAGGUGCUCCAGGACCUCUCUCCACGCUCAGUGAAAACUUCUUUGCUGGUAUUGAAGUCAAAUCAACGAAGGUUAAAAUCAAAAGAGAUGAACCACGUGGUCAGAUUGACGUCAAGUUAACGGUUCCGUUUGGUUGUCCCUUUAUGCCAGACGGCAGUGUAGAAAACUGUGGAUUGGACAUCGAGAUGAACGUGCCAAGAGAUCCAACAAAAUGUACUUCUGAUGUAAAAGCCGCCAAAGCAAUGGAUUUGAUUGGUCAAGGGAAGAACUGUGGGUUUAGAAUUCUCAACAUGGAAUGGCAAGAGACAGUUGCUCUUCCCAUUUCAUUUAUUGACACACCAGAAUACAAUUUAGUACUUCCGGAUUCACCAGAUGGCGCUUUUAGGAUCGGAAUGAUAACUGGACAGAAGGAGGGAAGUCCGGAGUGGAGUGGGAUCGAACUCCAGGAUGUUUUUGUCCAUAUUGCUGACAGCUCCGACAUCUGGCAGGGCAAAAAAUGUGCCGCCGUAAACGAUCCCCAUAUGUACACGUUCGACGGAAGGGGGUACGAAAACCAAAACGAGGGGAGAUUCGUUCUGUACUGGGGAAAGAGGAAGGAUUUUCCAAUGGAGGUUCAGAUUGAGACAACAGCAUGUAACUCAAACAGAGGAAUUCGUCGACAGCCCUACUGUGUCUGCGCUGUCGCCGUACGGGCGGGGGCGGACGUGUUCGUCAUUGAUCGAUGUCCAAAUAAACCCAUACGGAUUAAAUACCUGUCCUGUAAAGAGAACCUUUUGGACGCUCGUAAAGAAACGGAGAUGGAAUACAAAAUAUAUUUCCCGAGCGGUACAUACGUUCACGCGCUGUUACAGGACUACACUGGAGUACGGACAAUCAACGUACACGUGUAUCCGUCCAAAUCUGACCACGAUCGGACGGGCGGACUGUGUGGAACUCUGAACGGAAAUAGAAAUGAUGAUUUCAUGGACAAGGAUGGUAAUUUACUGAAUGGUAACGAAGAAUUUAAUCGAUAUUGGAGUCUGAAGGAGGACGAGUUUCUUGGAAACAUGAACGAGGACCAGUUAAAUGCUUUGCCUCGCUGGCAGAACGCUGUAAUGUACUGUACGUGUCCUCACAAGCAAGUCCAAGGCGACACACCGGAAGAAGUUGGCCAGUGUACCGAAGACGCUAUUGUGAAAUGUGCCAAGGAGGACAACCCAGCACUCAACAAGAACAACUGUCGAAUCCGAUCGAAACGAUCUGCUGUUAAACCGUUCUCCUUCAAAAUGUUCAAGAGACAAGACAUUCAAUUGACAGACUUUGACGAGGUUCCAGAAUACCUUUCAAGGAAUAAGCGAGAAACAGAAAUUAUUUGGACAAAGGAAAAAGCGACAGAAUUUUGUAAUAACUUCAUCAAAAAGUCUCAGACCUACAAUGCUUGUAAUGAGGUUCCUAGUGUUUCUGCAGAUUUCCCCAUAGAAUCCUGCAUCCUGGAUAUAGAGUUGACCAAUUCUACAGUUUGGGCUGCAGGUAGUCGAGAGGCUUUGAGAACAACUUGUAUGAAGGAACUGUCACAGAAUACCACACUGAAGGAAGUUACAGAGGAAGGAAAGCCAUCUAUAGCCGAACAAGUGAAAAAGAUUGCCUGUGUAAAUGAAUGCAGUGGCAACGGUGUCUGCCUUAACGGUACAUGUGAAUGCGAUGAAGGUUUUGGGGCCAAGGAUUGUUCUAUGGACCUAAACAAACCCCCAGUAGUGUAUGGGGUGAACAUUGAGGAGGGUGGUCUCUGUGAUAAAAGAACCUGCCAGAGGGCUCUGGUGGAAGGCUACGGGUUUCUAAACAUGGAUACUCUCCAGUGUUCUCUGACAGUUUUUCAGGUUACAGAAAACAAGACAUUAGUCGGUGACGUCAUGGAGUACAUGGUUCAAGCUGAACACGACAGUAUAGCCGAAGUGUUCUGUCCCCUGGGACCGGCCAGGAGAAGACGCUCUGUCCCCCGGGGGUUCGUUCAGGGAAUCACCCUCUCCGUGGCCAACAACGGCCGUAACUUCAGCACACAUCACACCAUCUAUGUGUUGGACGGUGUCUGUCAGGACACGGUCAAUGUUUCCGGGGAUAUCCAGUUCACUCUCAGGAGAGGGCAUUGUUACAUCAGUAGGAAAUGUUACGGCGAUGGCCACAUCCAUGAAACCGAUGAAUGCAUGAACUGCAAUGCUGAAAAAAGUACUAGUGAAUGGAGCAAAGUGGAAGGUUGUGGCUUAGUGGUAGAGGAGUCUGAUGGCAAACCGGAAGUGGAACCGGAAGAGGAUAGUUUUCCGACAACCGUGGUUGUUAUAGUACUAGUGUGUGUUCUAGUUCUAGCGGCUUUGAUAGUAGCUUUAAUACUAUACAGGAAGAAGAAACACUCGGCCAGCCAUUCCAUAAAAUUAGAAGAUAGGGUCGCCUACAGCGAGGUAGCUACACAUGAAGAGACGUGAAAGUUGGGCUGUCUGUUUGCCUGUCUGUCUGUCAGUCCGCCAGUUUAGGUUGUUUGCAUGCCGUUUGUCCUGCAAACAAAGUUGGUCGAAAAUAAACUGAAGCAUUUUAAACGAGAAGAAAUCGUCUUUAUUACAAGCGAUCUCUGUCAUUUAUUCUUUGAUGUCAUUUUAUUUACAAAGUGAAAUUGCUUUGAGCUUGUGAACGACCAUUGCAUCUACACAUUUUUUUUUAAUUGUUAAAGGCCUAAACACUGUACAUAAAGUGGUUCCCGGAUUUUAUGACAAAUAGAGUUAUGUGCAAAGAUGCACUGAAUAAUGUUUUUUUUUUAAAUUGGUUAUUUUUGUAAUAUGUAUAACGCAAUGUUCAAAGAAAAGAUGUAUUAUACAUGUUAAUUUAUAGAGCAUUUCAUUCUUUUCUUCCAGAAAAUUGACUAUAUUUUUUCAAAUAUACAUGGAGAAAAAAAAAUUACCAUAUGAUAACAUAUGAAAUAUAAAUCAGUAAUUUUAUUUCCAAAGUUAAAAAGUAAUUGCGUUUCUAGCUUUUUUUUAUUUGCAUGUGUAUGAAAGUUGUGUAAACAUUUCAGACUUUACCGUGAUGUCUGUGUAAAUUGUGUAAAUGCGAUUGUAUACACCAACGUGCAAUAAGUACUAGGAACCCUGAGUGGUGCCUAUUUGUAGGCUUGUAAUUUUUAUUUUACUGAGGGGCACUUGCAAUAAAAGCUUUGUCAUGUUAUAUAAUAUUAGUAUUAGCUGCCUCCCGGUAGAUUAUGUGUACCUUACAGGCUCAUUUGCCAGAGAAAGGUCUAUUACAGAUAUUGUCAAACAAGUCAAGAGUAAUCUCAUGCAGAUUUGGCCAAUGAAAUGGGUAUAUGCGCGCGUUCACCAAAUCUUCUUGAAAAUUUCAGCCCAAAAUCUGGUGGUUUUCUGGAAUGAAAAUCGGAUAAAUAUUACAGUUAGGGGGUACUAUCCCGAGAUUUGGUGAAGGUAUGUGUCCAAAUUAUUCAUUUCAAGCUUAAUCAUUCCGAUAUUAGAUUGUUUUUUGUUCAUAAAUUAAUAUCGUUUAAUAAAUGGAUAUUUUUAAGGAAAUAAAUGUUACCCUUAUUUUUUAAAUUCAUUUCAUGUGUAUGACUUUCAUUGGGUGUUUACAGCAUACAAAUGUAUUUUAAGGAAUUUAAUUUUUCUUUGUGUUUCAUUAUUGUGCGUCGUUCCAUAAUCUGCGUGCUUACGUAUGUAACAUAAGGUGCUUUAAUUCAGUAUUUACAAUAUAUCUUAUUUUUGCCUAUUUAUACAACCAUUUUUAAACAUAAGCAUGAUAAAUAUUUUAAUUAUUUUUCAUUACUUGCAACUCUGUAUGAAUUUUUCAUACCUAUAAUGUUUAAUUAUCCAGAAAAAAAAUAUUAUUUUUGUUUAUUGUAACGAACUUGUGUUUCUUAGAAGUAAAUUCGAUUGAGGAUUGGAUACACUUCAUUGUAUGUAUGUCUCACUGUAAUGACAAAGCAUGUCUAAUGAUGUUUUAAUCGUCUGUUUCACUUGACUUUCAUUUCUCAUUUGAUGCUGAGAUCAAUUUUGUAAUAUAAGAAAAAUUAAAACCAACUCACAAGU